AUGAUUAUUUUGAGGGCAAAAAGAAAAAAUUCGGACGAAAAUAAAUCAAUUCCGCAGACAGAAUCCACACAAACAGAAAAAGAAGAGAAGAAAGCUGAGAAGGGUUUGUUUUGCUUACCUUACUCUCUUCCCGUCGUCCUCGUCGUCUUUAUUUACGUCGUCGUCGUCGUCUUCUUCUUCUUCUACUACUACUACUACUACUACUACUACUACUACUCUCCACCUUCCUCACUUUCUUCUUCACUUCUUUGUCUUCUUCUUCCAUCUCCUCCUCCCCGAGAAGAAGCGCGCGGCUUUUUCCUUUUCUUGUUGGAAAGAGGCAACCUCUUCUUAUUAUUAUUAGUAGUAAGAAAAAGAAAAAAGAUGCCGAGAAGAGAUCAGGAAGCGCUACUGUUGCAGAACAGCAUCGCCGAAGAAGAGAGCUCCAUGGGAACGCAAAUACCUCUGGCGAAGUCCACGAGCGUAACGCUCUUCCAACACCACCACCAAGGAGAGGGAGAAAAACAACAACAAUUUCUUGGACAAAAUUUGGAGGAGCGGGACAGUCUGGUUUUAGUCGUCAACGAUCACCAAAUCGCGGCAGAGAAAGACGGAGAUUUGGAAAAACCACUUCGCACGUGCUCGACGCCAGAUUGCACCGGCAUCCAAAAAAGAUCUUGGUACAAGUCUAAAAUCCUCGUCGGAAACGAUAUGUGCCAGUCGUGCUACAAAAAGGAGAGGUUGGUUCUCAGUAAUCGGAUUUGCAACGACUGUCAAACGACGCAGACGCACUCGGAUUGGUACAGGUCGAAAGUCGUCAAAGGCACGUACUUGUGCGAUAAGUGCUACUAUGUAGAGUUACUGAAAGUGCAAAAUCGAGAAUGCAACGACUGUGGAUCCUCGAAAACCUCCAUCGCGUGGUCGAAAAGUAAGAGAUUUCCGGGCAAGUUUGUCUGCCAGCGAUGUUAUGUUCGAGAAAAAUUGGCGCUCACUACAAAAACGUGUUAUUUGUGCAAAUCUGACAAGACUUCGUCUAAAUGGAUCAAGUCGAAGGUUAUCCUCGGCGCGGAUUUAUGUGUCAACUGUUACAACAAAGAAAAGUUGUCGCUCUCCAACAAACAGUGCGGCGUGUGCGCCUCGCGAAAGAGUUCGAUGGCGGGUUGGUACAAAUCCAAGAAAACUCCCGGCGUCGACUUGUGUAACUCGUGUUAUAAAGUGGAGCGCAAUUCAAUGGCUAAUAAAGUUUGUAACGAUUGCAAAACCACGAAGACCUCGCAAUGGGCAAAGUCGAAGACGACCGUCGGCGUGGAUUUGUGCUUGAAGUGCUAUUCAAAGGAGAGGUCGCUUUUAAAGACACUGACGGCUGCGGCUACCGGACAGACGAACGAGUGA
Messenger RNA from Bathycoccus prasinos, 1371 nucleotides. RefSeq lists its product with no specific name. NCBI's taxonomy places the organism in Eukaryota, Viridiplantae, Chlorophyta, Mamiellophyceae, Mamiellales, Bathycoccaceae. The coding region runs from base 1 to 1371 and encodes 456 amino acids. The transcript has a single exon. The record is from RefSeq and is a predicted model, not a curated record.